Molecule: messenger RNA, 564 nt
Organism: Malaya genurostris
Lineage: Eukaryota; Metazoa; Arthropoda; Insecta; Diptera; Culicidae
Exons: 1
Coding region: 61-564 (167 amino acids)
Molecular function (GO): nucleic acid binding; zinc ion binding
Source: RefSeq, a predicted model, not a curated record
CUGCGGGAGAAAGUACGUCUCUGUCGCUACAGCAGCGCGGAUGAAGAUCGGUUUGUCCGCAUGCAACUGUUAAAAGGAAUGCGUAACAGGGAACUGGCUAAAUCUGCAAGAAUGUUCGGAUAUGACACAACAUUUAUCGUACAAUCCGCGACAAGAGAAGAAGCAUAUUUGAUGGGAAAUCCGCAAGUAGAACAUUCUGACGCAUUUAUGGUAGCACGAGGCCAACGAAGGCUACCAAACAACGGACUACAACGGAAGCGUCGAUAUGAUGCGAAAGAACAUAGCACAAUACAAUUCAAGAAGCAAAUCGUAAAUGAUAACAGGUUCCAUGGACAAGGACGGCGUUCCCGUUGUUCUAGGUGUUAUCGCCUAUUCCACCGAUUCGGAUCUUGCCCAGCUACUGAUCGUAACUGUAUUGCUUGUGGAGAACGCGGUCACUUCGCGGCAGCAUGUCGUAAGAAGAGCGCCAACAACAUUCAAGCUCAACAGGAUCAGUCAUCACGCUGGACAGGCAAUAGUGAGGAUAAAAAGGUAAAUGAUGAGAACCUAGAACAAAAUCUGUGA